Messenger RNA from Mirounga angustirostris (Northern elephant seal), 12337 nucleotides. RefSeq lists its product as uncharacterized. The transcript is spliced from 2 exons. The coding region runs from base 1 to 1407 and encodes 468 amino acids. The record is from RefSeq and is a predicted model, not a curated record. Lineage: Eukaryota; Metazoa; Chordata; Mammalia; Carnivora; Phocidae.
AUGGAUCAAAGACCAGACAGUGAUGGGGGUCCAUUUGCACCAGGCUCAGAAGAUGCUCUGUUCUCCUGCAGACUUAGGACUAGUGAUGGGGGUUCAUUUGCACCAGGCCCAGAGGAUGCUCUGUUCUCCUGCAGACUUAGGACUAGUGACGGGGGUCCAUUUGCACUGGGCUCAGAGGAUGCUCUGUUCUCCUGCAGACUUAGGACUAGUGAUGGGAGUCCAUUUGCACCAGGCCCAGAGGAUGCUCUGUUCUCCUGCAGACUUAGGACUAGUGAUGGGAGUCCAUUUGCACCAGGCCCAGAGGAUGCUCUGUUCUCCUGCAGACUUAGGACUAGUGACGGGGGUCCAUUUGCACUGGGCUCAGAAGAUGUUCUGUUCUCCUGCAGACUUAGGACUAGUGAUGGGGGUUCAUUUGUACCGGGCUCAGAGGAUGCUCUGUUCUCCUGCAGACUUAGGACUAGUGAUGGGGGUCCAUUUGCACCGGGCUCAGGGGAUGCUCUGUUCUCCUGCAGACUUACGACUAGUGACGGAAGUCCGUUUGCACUGGGCCCAGAGGAUACUCUGUUCUCCUGCAGACUUAGGACUAAUGAUGGGAGUCCAUUUGCACCGGGCCCAGCAGAUGCUCUGUUCUCUCGCAGUCUUGAGACUAGUGAUGAGGGUUCAUUUGCACCAGGCUCAGAGGAUGCUCUGUUCUGCAGACUUAGGACUAGUGAUGGGGGUCCAUCUGUACUGGGCUCAGAAGUUGCUGUAUUCUGCAGACUUAGGACUAGUGAUGGGAGUCCAUUUGCACUGAGCUCAGAGGAUGCUCUGUUCUCCUGCAGACUUAGGACUAGUGAUGGGGGUCCAUUUGCACCGGGCUCAGAAGAUGCUCUGUUCUGCAGACUUAGGACUAGUGAUGGGGGUCCACUUGCACCAGGCUCAGAGGAUGCUCUGUUCUCCUGCAGACUUAGGACUAGUGAUGGGGGUUCAUUUGCACCAGGCUCAGAAGAUGCUCUGUUCUGCAGACUUAGGACUAGUGAUGGGGGUCCAUCUGCACUGGGCUCAGAGGAUGCUCUGUUCUCCUGCAGACUUGGGACUAGUGAUGGGGGUUCAUUUGCACCGGGCUCAGAAGAUGCUCUGUUCUGCAGACUUAGAACUAGUGAUGGGGGUCCAUCUGCACUGGGCUCAGAGGAUGCUCUGUUCUCCUGGAGACUUAGGACUAGUGACGGGAGUCCAUUUGCACUGGGCCCAGCAGAUGCUCUGUUCUCUUGCAGUCUUGGGACUAGUGAUGGGGGUCCAUUUAUACCGGGCUCAGAGGAUGCUCUGUUCUCCUCCAAUUUGGGGACUAGACAUGAUGGGGGUUGGUUGGCGCUGGGCCCAGUGGAUGCUCUGUUCCCUGCCAGUGUUAGGCCAUGCGGAGGGCCCUGAGGCCGCAGCUGGAGAUGGGGUGGAGGUGGCGUUGGUCCCUUCUGCCUCCUGCAAUGAUAUAAGCUGUGUCAUGAGUCUCUGUGUUUUUGUCUCAACUAGAUUGAGUCUUGAAAGCAGAGACAUAUUAAAAAAGUGUAUUCAUAUAAAUCAUCCCUCAAAGAGUGCCCUUGAAUGGCAUUCGGUGUACUCAGUGCUGUGCUAGCCCAGUAUGUGUGGGGAAGGUAAAGUACACACUGGGUUUUGAAAGCUUAGUACGGAAAAAAGAAUGUAAAAUGUCAUUAAUAAUUUUUUUAAAAUUUUUUUAAAAGAUUUUAUUUAUGUAUUUGAGACAGAGAGAAUGAGAGAGAGAGCACAUGAGAGGGGGGAGGUUCGGGAGGGUCAGAGGGAGAAGCACACUCCCUGCCGAGCAGGGAGCCCGAUGCGGGACUCGAUCCCAGGACUCCAGGAUCAUGACCUGAGCCGAAGGCAGUCGCUUAACCAACUGAGCCACCCAGGCACCCAUCAUUAAUAAUUUUUAUAUUGACGUUAUGUUUUCUUACUGAGAUAAUUUACAUAACAUAAAAUUCACCAUUUCAAUGUGUAUAAGUUCAGUAGUUUUUAGUACCUUCAUUUCGUUGUACAGCCCUCACUACUAAUUCCAGAACGUUUCCAUCGCCCCAUGAGGAAACCCACACUUGCUCAGCAGUCACUCCGGUCCCCCGCCCCCAGUCCCAGACCCGUCAGUCUGCUUUCUGUCUCUGCGUGAAAGUGAGCUUCUGUUUGACUCAGUCUUCUUCACUUCUGACACCAAGUAUGUGGGGUUCCACACCAAACAGCUCUCCAGGCUUGACACCAUGGCUCAUCCUACAGUUCAGUUCAAGGCCGGCACUGACCGGGGCUCAGCCCCACAGGACCGCCCCCUCAGGUGUUGGGCGCAAGUGGUCUGUCCCGGGUUCCCACGCUUUGUCUGAUUUGGCUACAAAUUGGGGGUUUCCUCAACUCUCUCCUUGUGUUUUUAUUUUGCUAGAAUGACCCCCAGAACUCAGUUUAUUGUGACACCGAUGAGCAGCCAGAUGAAAAGGUACCUGGACAAGGCCCAGAAGUCCUGAGUGCAGGAGCUUCAGUCCCCACAGUGUUGGGGUGUGUCUCCCUCCAGCAGGGAGUCCCCAUGGUGUUGGGGUGCAUCACCCUCCAGCAAGGGGUCCCUACGGUGUUGGGGUGCACCACCUUCCAGCAGCGGGUCCCUACAAUGUCGGGGUGACCACCCUCCAUCAGGGGGGGUGUGUUCAGCAACCUGGAAGCUCUCUGAACUUCAGCUGGAGUUUUUAUGGGAGCCUCCCUACAUGGGCGCUGUUGAUCAAAUCAUGGGCCAUUUGUGGUUAACUUGCUUAACCCUGAAGGACAGCUGGAUGUGAUUCUUACUCCUCUUUCCAGCCCCGCAGCUGAACCAGGAGGUUAACAAAGGAUAGGUCCUGAAUUUGGACCCAGUUAUUUGGCUUUAGAGGCAAAGCCCAGAGUCCCUGCUGGUCCAGGGGAAAUCGCUGUCCCGUGGCUGCGCCUGGGAGCCUGCCCCCCCUCCCCCGGCCCCAGGCCCCUUCCCACUUGGAACCAGCAAUGUCCCAAGGAGGUCAUUUCAAGGACAUGUGAAGAAACGCAUUUCCAGGCCCUUCCUGAGGCGGCGGGAUGAUUGGAUCUCUGUCUCCUGAGAAGCACUUUCUUGUCAGCGGCGGUCAGACGUGAUCAGAGGACUAAUUCCCAUUAAAUUGUCAAUGAUGCCUCAACUCGCCACUUCUUUUUAACCAUGAAAAAGUUUCCAAUCCAAUAAUUUCCUAUUCUUCUUCCAAGUGUCCUUGCUUCUAACUAUGCACUCAAAGCAGGAUCAGGCAAUGCUCUUUUCCCUCCCCUGGGGUUUUCACUUUCCAUCUCCUGGAAGGCAUUAGAGGUGCUUUCAGUUUUUUGUGUGGAUUGGGAGUCGCCCCUGGAAGCAUCAUCCUUCCUCUCAUUUUGCAUUUGAAUCACGGACACUUCCCUAAAUGAAUUCCUGAUGGAGGAAUGAAAAUAAAGAAUUUUCUGUGGGGAGACUUAGUGGCAGGCAGAACGUGGCGUGUGAUCCUCGGGUCAGGUGGGGGUGGCACUUCCUGUUGGGGAGCAGGCUGCAGGAACGUGCAGAGCAAAUCCUCCAGAGCGGACGUAGAAAGCACCUUCUCAUCCAGUGCUGGCAGCAGAGAAAAUGGAGAGCCCCAGGGAAGGAAAGGCAAGUGGAGUGAGCAUGUGCACGUGUGCACGCAUGUGCCUGGGUGUGCACCUGCACCGACGUAUGUGUGCGUGUGAGGCUGUGCACACCUGCCUGGGUGUGCACACAUGCGUGCGUGUUUGCAGUGUCUGGACCCUUGGCUGGGAAGGAAAUGCUCACAACAGUCACUCUCAGUUCCGGAGAACUUGGAUGCUUUGGAGGAACAGCCCCAGAGAGCGGCCGGGGAGGCUUCGGAGCGCCCAUGCUUGCUCCUUCCUGCCACGUGGGUGUCUCCCUCGGCAAGACUCCCGCUCUGCCCCGGCUGUCCAGACGGCACCUUCAGUCUCUGGUGUGCAAGGGACCCAUUUCCAUGCAUUUCUUGAGAACACGCUCUCUCUCCUGAACUCCCGUGAUCUUCCUCCUUGGGUUUCAUUUCUUCUUUUCCAGAGGACAUAAACUACAUUUCACCGGGCGUGAGUAUCAUGCAGUGGAGGUGGUGCUCCAGCCCUUGGGACUGCCCUGAGUCUGGUGGAGAACCCACCAGCCCUGCCCGGAAGCCCCAGGGUCCUUCGCGGACACGCCCAUCCCAUCGAGGUGCUUCUGCUUGAACCACUCUUUGCACUUGAGCAGUCACUAAAAGCCAGUUCUCUGAAGAGCCAGUUUGCCAAGUGACCAGCUCCCUGAAUUUAUUGUUUCUUUGAACUAAUUCACUUUAGCUGAGCAGUUUUCAGUGUGUGUUCAUAUCCAUAUAUUCAGACUGCUCUCCCUUGUCUCUGCCUCAGUACCCUGGAGAUGGAGGGACAGGGCCGGCGGGGGCGGGUUGGGAAGGCACUGGGGAGCACAUUUCCUACAUAUAACAUUGACUACAAACAGUUAUAAUCAGCCAGUUCUUUAUUAGAAUAAUCGUCAUAAACAACUUUCUUAUUGAAGAAUAGAUUCUUACGGAUUUAUUCCUCCACUUUUUCCACCUGAAGAAUCUUUCCAUCUGAGAAAGAGGUUGCUGGCUGCCUGGCAAAUGUCCACACUCCCUUUUACCUUAAACAGAAGCCCCCUCUUUGGUGGGGGCAUCACUGUGCUCAGUAAACAAAGCACGUCUCCCUGAAGGCAGGUAGGGCUAGAGGGAUGUAAGCAAAUGUGUCUGGAUGGAUCCUUAUUUUCAAAGUCCUGUAAAGGGACUCCCCUGGGAGGCAUGCUCUUUGCCCUUUUUGCUUAACUUCUCUACCUGGAAUGUGCUCACAGUGGUGGGUUCUGCAGUGGCCGUAUUGGGACAUGAGAUGAUCCCAAUGAUGAAUGCUCAGAGACCAAAUAUACAAAUGGGCAGUGGCCAGACCAUGUAUAAAAAUAGAACUCUAGGGGCACCUGGGUGGCUCAGUCGGUUAAGCGUCUGCCUUUGGCUCAGGUCAUGAUCCCAAGGUCCUGGGAUUGAGCCCCACAUCCGGCUCCCUGCUCCUCAGGGAAGCCUGCUUCUUGCUCUCCCUCUGCCGCUCCCUUUACUUGUGCUCUCUGUCAAAUAAAUAAAAUCUAAAAAAAUAAAAAUAGAACUCUGACCCCACAGGCUGCAGCCCAGGAAGCCAACCAGUUAUCUGCGGUAACCAGCCCUAUAAGUCAGAUGUGUAGGAAUUCAGACUACUAUCUCUCAUAACCAGUUCAGGAAGACAAAUGAUAAGCCCUGUAACAAUGGGCCCCAAAUGUCUAUGACUUGAUUAAUAACUGACCGCUUCUCUGAUUUUUGUCCUUGCUGUAACCUAGGACCAGCCAGAGGAAGCCAGAUACGUAUCCCUAAUGAAUCAUGUGGUUGACCCACUUCUAGUUAGCCACCCACGGGCCACAGCCUCCUUCCAGGGCAUGCCUGGAGCCUCCCUGUUCUCACAAGGAAGCUUCCCCACUCCACUGCCUGCCUGUGAGUUUCCACCAGACGCAGAUGACCCCCUUGCUGUAGCAAGCUCUGAAUAAAUAGCCUUUGCCCUUCUCCUUUAGGUUUCAUUUAUUUCCUUGCUGCCAGGUGUUAAGGAUGGUGAAGCAGAAACACAAAAGGACCCGGAGCUCUGAUCAAAGGGCAGCUGAUCUAGCCUAGGACUGUGUUGGGGAAAUAAGAUUAAGGGCAAAAUCUCCUCCCAAUCCAGAAGACUUCUCCACAAAUACAGAGGAGAGAGAAAGCAAGUGUAUUACUGAACGAGCAUUUGGCUGGAAUGUGGCUUGCAUCCUAGGCAACGUGCUAAAGAGACUGCAGACAGAAAGGGAUCUUAAUCCUGUACAUAGCUAAGCAGAUACGACCCAAGCAGAUACGACCCAGUAUCGUGCAUCUGAGGUGAAACUGCCCGAUUUUUCAUAACUUUAUGAGCGGAGGCUUGCAUUUGCAGUCAGGUGCUUGCAGAAGUUACACCCUCUACUCCCAGGGGCUGAGAGACGGGGCAUUGCCUUCCCUGAUGAUCAUAUUUCAUAGGCACGCUCCCUAGCCCCUGAGGUGGGAGACCUGCAAGAGGCUUAUUUCGCUUUCUGUCUACAACUGCCUGUCUCCAGUCUUCUCAACAUAAGAGAAAAUAAGCCUCGAUCAUGUUUAAGCCACUCUCAUUUUUUUUUUUUUUUAAUAAUUAUCAGCCAAACACAAUAUCCAAUGAAAACACAGUUUGGUGGGAUUUUUCCCCAAGUCUGGAAAGUUCUCUCAUCUUGAACAUUGCCACCCUCUUUGUUCUCUCCUUCUCUGAGGCUCUCCUUCUGUCUUCCUUCUCUAAAAUUUUCUCUAAUAUUGUUCAUCAUUGAUCUCCCCCUGCUAUACAUCUAGCUUCCAGUUCUUUAAUUCUCUCUUCCACUGUGUCCGGUCUACUGUGUAAUCCUUAUGUAAAGUUUUUUAUUUUAAUGAAUUAUAAUAGAUCUGUUUAACAUUUUUGUUGGCUUUUUAAAAAAUUCUGCUUCUUUAAAAAAAAAUGAUUACCUGUUUUCUGUGUUAAAUGCUGUUCCUCAUCCAUAUGCUUAAAAGAGACCACUUCAGAUAUGAAGACAUACAUAGUUAAAGGUAAAAGAUACAUUGUAUAGACACAAGUGAGAAAUGUAGCUGGAGUGGCAGGAUUGAUAUUGAUUGAAUAUCAGACAAGGCCAAUGUCAGUGCAAGGACUGUUGCCAGGGAUAGAGAUGAAGGGGUCAAGUGAUCGAGAGGACAUCAAAAUCCUAAAUGUGUAUGUCCUGACAUCAGAACUUCAAAAUACAUGAGGAAAAUCCUGGAAGAACGGAGUGUUGAAGUAAACGUGUGCCCAGCUGCGGCUGGGGACUUGGGCGCUGCUUCUCGGUAAUCACUAGAGCCAGCGGAUGGCCGUCCCCGGGCCUGGAGAGCCGCACGCCCCAUUUCCUGCAGGCCUUCGUGUGGUCAGGAGCUGGUCGCCCGGCCUGUUUGAGUUUGUUGUCACCAGGGUCACCUCUGUGCAGUCUUCAGGCCCCUCCGACUGCAGCUGCAGUGGCCUCACCAUUACAGUGGGGUACGGGGCUGGAGGGGAGGGUCUUUUGCAGGGUUCCUGGGCCCCCUCAGCUUUUGGCUGUCCCUAUAGGAUGGCCCCAUGGAGGGAGUCCCUGUUCAGGCUCUCAAGCCUCCUGAGACCCUGGCGGUCUGCUUAUGCCCCAGGGGUGUGACUGACUGAUACCGUUCCGUCAGCUAAAGGUUUUUGCUUGUGAGAGUCUGGGAAGCAUGUGGGGCCUGAGGAGCCACUGAUCACCCCAAGCACACCUGUGUCACCCAGAGGGCUCCCUGUACAGGACUCUGAUCUAUUUCCAACUGCCAUAGUGAUCAGCCUGUCAGAACUUCUCAAGAUUUACCUGAAUCUUUCUUGUCCAUCUGUGUGGUGGUCACAUCUUUCUUCUGUGUCCCAUCAAAGACAAAACAGUUCGUGCCCUUUCUUUCUCUCUCUCUCCUUGAAGGGCCUCAUUCCUUUUUGGAAUUCAGUUUACUUUGUUCCUUUGUGACUCAUCAUCUGACUUUCACCAUUGCUAGCGUGGGAGGGAUGUUCUUUGCAGCUUUUGGCAUUCUGAGUGGAAAUGCAAGUCUCUUAGGUAUUUUAUUGCAGCCCAAAGCUAACUGUUUUACUCUGUGAGUUCAUCUUUGGUGGGAAUUUCCACUGUAGGAGCCCAGGGUAAUAGCAGUAUCCCUCUGAGAUAUGUAUCAUAUCAUGAGGCCAAAGCAGGAAAGAGAUGGCACAGAAAACUGGGUCACUGCGGAAAGUGACAACAUGGGGGGGCAGGGUUAGAGAACCUAGUAUCCUAUGGCUCACAAGAACAGGUGCUGUGGCAUCUGGAAGGGUAAGGUCUGCAAGGCUGAGGGAGGAAACUUUCUGGGGUCCAGGGAGGGUGGCCUCAUGGAGAGGACUGGCAGCAGCUGUGGCCCUCAGUGAAAGAUCUCAGCCAGUUUGUGGCUAGACAGAAAACAAGGGAGGAUAUAAAAGAACUCAACACUACUACCGACCAAGAGGACCUAAUCAGCAUUCAUAGACAGCUUCCCCCAACAAGAGCACAGAACACAUGCUUCUGAAAUGUUCAUGGAACAUAUCCCAAGGUAGAUGACAUCAUGAGCCAUUAAACACACCUCAACAAAUUAGAACUGAAAUCAUGCAGAGUGUGUUCUUGGACCACAGCACAAUCAAAUGAGACAUCAGUAACAAAGCUAACAGGAAAAUCUCCAAACAAUUGGAACUAAUCAGCACACUGCCAAAGAACGCAUGGAUCAAAAGGAAGUCUCAAGAGAAAUAAAAAAUACAUGGAUUGAAUGAAAGUGAAAAUACAACACAUCAAAGCAGGGUCAAGAGAGAAAUUUAUAGCACUAAAUCCUUACAUUAGAAGAGAGGGAAAAUCUCAGUAGUCUGGGCUCCACCCUCAACAAAAAGAAGAGCAAAAUAAACCCAAAACAAGCAGAAGGAAGGAGACAAUAAAGAGAUGAAAUCAAUUAAACUGAAAACAAUAGAGGAGGUCAAUAGAACAAAGCUGGUUCUUUAAAAGGAUCACCAAACCUCUAGCAGAUACCAGAAUCAGGAACAAAAGUGGGGACAUCACUACAGACCCCACGGAAUGAGAAGGAUCAUUAGGGGGCACUUCAAACAACUCCACAUACACAGAUUUUACAACUCGUAUGAAAUGGACCACUUCUUUGAAAAGCACAAACUAGCAAACUCACCCAUUAUGAAAUAUAUACUAUGAAUAGCUAUGUAACUAUUAAGGAAAUUGAAUCAGUAAUUAAAAUAUCCCCCCCCCCCCGCCAAAUUCCCAGACCCAGAUGUUUUCAUUGAAGAAUUCUUCCAGGCUUUUAACCAACUGAGCCACCCAGGCGCCCUCUUCUUCCAGGCUUUUAAAGAAGGAUGAACACCAAUUCUACACAAUCCCCAGCAGAAAAUGGACAAUAAGGAAGCUCUUCCCAAUUCAUUUUAUGAAGUUGGUGUCACCCAGACAACAAAAACCAGACAGCACAAAACAGGAAAACUACAGACCAAUAUCCCUUAGAAAUAUAGAUGCAAAAGUUCUUUUUUUAAGUACGUUUUUUUUAAGAUUUUAUUUAUUUAUCUAUUUGAGAGAGAGAAUGAGAGAGCGAGAGAGAGAGCACAUGAGAGGGGGGAGGGUCAGAGGGAGAAGCAGACUUCCUGCCGAGCAGGGAGCCCGAUGCGGGAUUCGAUCCCAGGACUCCAGGAACAUGACCUGAGCCGAAGGCAGUCGCUUAACCAACUGAGCCACCCAGGCGCCCCGAUGCAAAAGUUCUUAACAAAGUAUUAGCAAAUAUAAUUCAGCAAUAUAUAAAAAGAACCACUAUGACCAAGUGGAGUUUAUUCCAAGGAUGCAAGGCUGGUUUAAUAUUCCAAAACGAAUCAAUAUAAUCCACCGCUUUAACAGACUACAAAAGAAAAGAAUCGUAAGAUCAUAUCAACUGAUGUAGAAGAAGCAUUUGACCAAAAUAUAACAGCCAUUCUUGAUCAAAGCUCUCAGAGAAACAGGAAUAGAGAGGAACUUUCUCAAGCUGAUAAAGAGCAUCUACGGAAAUUACACUUAAUGCUGAAAGACUGAAUGCUUUUUCCCUAAGAUCUGGAAAAAGGCAAGCAUGUCUUUUCUCACCAAUGUCAUUCAACAUCAUUUUGGACAUUCUCAAUAGUGCAGUAAGACAAGAAAAGGAAAGAGAGAUACUUGCACGUGGCGUAUCGUGGGCCCCAGUGGCAGCCACAGUGCCACCCUCUUCUGGGACACAUAGCAAAGGACAGAACAGGGUGCCUCCUGCACAGCCGGCCCGGCCCGGGAGUGACCCAAGGUAGGGGAGCUGUUACAGCACACCAAGGCUAAGAUCACUGAGCGUUCAUCUCUGACCAGAUGACUGUGGACACCAAUGUGAGUGCUCAGACUUGACACCCAUGAGCACACCUACAGAGCCCAGCAUCUGCCACCUCACUGCGUCCCACCCAAGCCCCAGGAGACCGACCAGGGCAAAAGUGGGGCUGUGUGCAUCCCUCACUUGGCCAAGUCAGAGGCCUUCUUCCAUGAGGCAGGUGGGCAUGAGCCCUGUCCCGUGAUCUCACCCUGAAGGGCCUCCAUCCAGAACCUGACCCUGGGCCUUGCCAGCAAGCCCUUGGGCCUCCUAUAGCCAGGGUCCCUAUUGUCACCUUCACAGCCACCUUACCUCAGACAACUCUGGCCAUGCCAACCCCCAAGUCCCUUGCCCCACCCCUGAUGAACUCCGUGCCACCCCUAGUGCUGCCCUUCCUGCCCCCCAGCACUGAGCCUCUAAGAUGGGGAGCUCUGGGGACUCACUUCCCAAGACGAGCGCUUUGGGUGGGGGUAGGGAGGUCUCAGAAGCUCCACUCUUGGAGCUGUCUGCACCACCAGCUCUCCCACACCAACGUGGCUGUUUUCCUGAAUUACUGAUAUAAAACUGACAGACAAAAGUCAACUAACAAUGAAAAGAAAAGCCCUCAAGUCACAAAUACUUGUACAUAGGACUCUUUUGUACAAAUGAAACUAUUUUCUUUUCUGUGAAGCCGGGACACAAAGAACUUGACAGUACAAGUUGAACCCCCACUCUGCAACAUAUGUGUGGAGAGAUAGAUACAUAGAGAGGCAAGAACACCUUGACCAGCUGUAUCUACAUACUUCUCUCACCUUGAGACAGAAGCACAAAAACUCAGCAAGCUCCCCUCCUACUCAGCCUCCCACUGAUCUUGGUGGUUUUGACAAAGAUCAAAAUCCCAACUCAGAGGUACUGCAUGUGAUUUUACUGUUCCGAGAAAACCAGGAGUUGCUCCACUUCAUAGAUGCUUAUGUGCUAAUAUCUUUUUCUACGAAAAAGACCCAGUGCCAUGUUCAACAAAGGUUAUGCUUCUAAAAACAAAAAACAAAGGCAGACAGCUCAGAAGAAAAAAUUAAACUGUUGCUGUUUGCUGAUGACUUGAUUGUCUAUGUGGAAAGUCCUAAGGAAUCUACAAAAAUGACCUAGAACUAGUAUGUGAGUUAGUCAAGGUCAUAGGAUACAAGAUUAAUAUGUAAAAGGUAAUUGUAUUUUUCUAGACUAACGACACAUGGACACUGAAAUUAAAAAUACAAUGCCAUUUACAAUAACUCAAAAAAGAAAUACUUAGGUGCAAUCUAACGAAACAGAACUUAUGUCCUCAAAACGACAAAGCACCGCUGAAAGAAAUACAGAGCUCUCAGUGGAGGGACGCACCAUGUUCAUGGAUGGGAAGAUGCCACAUAAUGAAGAUGUUAGUUCUUCCCAAAUCGAAAUACGUAUUUGAUGCUACCCCUGUCAGAAUCCCGGCAAUAUGUUAUGGGUCCUGACAAGAUUACUGUAACAUUUAUAUGGAAACGUAAAGAAACUGGAACAGCUAAACGCUUUGGAAAAUGCAGAUCACAUGAGAAGGUUCAGCCUGUCUUAAGAGAUACUGUUACAGUGACAGCAAGGAAGGCUGUGUGACGUGGGUGGAGGGACAGACACAGAGGUCAGCGGCCACAAAGGGAGCACAUAAACGUGGCCAGCUGAUUGUUGGGAGUGGUGCAGAACCAGUUCACGGGAGGAGGGACAGCCUUGUCCACGAAGAGUGCUGGAGGCCUGGGCAUCCGGAGGCAAGAACACGAACCUCAACCUCAGCCUCACACUUUAUACAAAAGUUGGAUAGUAGAUUAAAAGGUAAAACUAAGACUUCUAGAAAAAAAAAAAAUCCAUAGAAGAUCUUCAGGGUCCAGGGCUAGGCACAUAGUUCUUAGGCCUGACACCAAAGCCACAUUGGUAAGAGAGAACAUUGAAAAAUCAAACUCUAUCAAAAUUAAAAAUACUUGCUCUGUGAAAAACGCUGGGAAGAGGUUUUCUAAAGAUAGGUUAGAGACUGGGAGAAAACCUUUGCAAACCACACGUCUGACAAGAGGAGUCGUAUCCGGAAGAUACAAAGCACUCUCAAAAGUCAACAGUAAAACAGUAAAAAAACCCCCCAAAUAACCCUCCCAACAACCCCCAGAUUUGACAGUGGGUGAAAGACAAGAACACACAUUUUACCAACGAGGAUAUCUUCUUUCAACGAGUACUUCUUUCUGGAGGUUCAACAUAUUAGCCAUCAUGGAAACGCCAAUCAGAGCUCCCCUGGGCUUUUGUUACACACCGGUUGGAAUGGCUAAAAUCAAAGUGACAGCACUGCGAACUAACGAACAUGUGGAGAAACGGCAUUGCUGUGGGGACAGGGAAGUGGGCCAUUCUGGAAAAUGAUCUGACAGUUU